AAUUGAUCGUCUGACAUCAUGGCGUCGUCGAGUUUGCUCUUUCAGGGUAUCGCGUGGCUGCUGCUCGAGGCCAAAACGACCUUCUACUCGCCACGCUACAGCCAAGAAUCCCUUUGUGUUCGUAGCCAAGUGUUUCCGUUCUGGAAGCGCCCGCAGAUCGUGCUGCAAUUGGGUCACACCGAGUACAUAGUGCUCAAUUCUGGACCGGCAGAUGCUGCCAAGCGUAGUGGUGACCAGAAAGAAGCCAAGAAGUUAUUGCAUCUGACGGUACGGCCGCUGGACGACGUGAAACGCGCUCAAUUGUACCAAACGGCGGCUAGAACCCAAGUGCUGCAGGUUUUUGUGGAUGCGGAACUCACUCGCGAGCGGCUGCUGCGCUGCUUGAGUGGUGAGGAGGCUGUAGAUCCAGGGAAGAAGCUGCUGGACAAAGCCUUUGCGACGUUAGAGAGGGCACAGAACAGUCGAGAUCUGGAGACGGCCAUUAAGCUGUAUGAAGAGGCUGAGCGAGUAUUCUGGGAGGCUGAAAAGCUGCUGACAGAUGACAGAUCGAGAGAAUUCCUGAGAGCGAGGAGAGCAGACUUACAGCGCACCGUUAGGGGGUUAGAGAAAGAAAUCAAGAGCGCUGCGGAUGUGGCCACAUCACCGCUGCCUAUGGAUCUCAGUGCGAGGUUGGAGGAGCUGCGUCGGUUUGCAGCACAGCAGGAUGGUGCUCAGGUUGAGGCUCAGCCGGGGAAUCGGACAGAUCUGACAGCUCGGUUGGCAGCUUUGAAGAACGAGAAGGCGGGGCCUGCACCGCCGUUUGAAGGGGGAGAACGCGGUGGAUCGCAUUAUUGGGCAGGUGGCGGAUGA
Molecule: messenger RNA, 849 nt
Organism: Phytophthora infestans T30-4
Lineage: Eukaryota; Oomycota; Peronosporomycetes; Peronosporales; Peronosporaceae
Exons: 3
Coding region: 19-849 (276 amino acids)
Source: RefSeq, a predicted model, not a curated record